AGAAUACAAAGUUUUUGGUUUCAAGAACGUUCAACAUUCGCAUUGUAUGUAUCUUGUGCCACUGUGUGUAGUUUGUCCCACGCCCUAGAACACGUUGCAGAAUCAUGGUCGUUCCUGCCGGCGAUAAAGCUGCGAAAACGCUGCUGCAACAGCGCGGCGCCGCGCCAGAGGAGGCGCUGAAGGUGCGCCAAUGGACCAGCCUGGAUAAGAAGGCUACAAAAGCUUUUUCGGGUCAAAGCGGGACUGUCACGCUCACGUCUACGCCGAAGAAGGAAAGGGGUACUGCUACACUCACCUCGACACCGAAGAUGGAUCACGCAUCUUCAAGAGCUAACCUGGUGUCGGGUGGUGCCCUUGUGAACAUGGGAUCUACGGCCACGAUUACUGGCAGCAUCAAAGUAUCACCGGGACUGGGGUCGCCGCAGGCUUCGAGCACUGUUGUAUCGAGUUCCGCGGAUGUUGAGCACUUAGAUUUAGGGCUGGUUGAAAUACGUUGCGUAGAACUCACCUGUUCAAAGGACUUAGUAGGACUACUAGAGAUCAACCACCUAUUUUAAUUUUUUUGAUUUAUCUUUUCUCGCCUUGCUAGUACGACGACCUGGUAAAACCGCUUAUCAUCUUCAAUAGGCUUCUCUAAUCCACGGGCGUGGGAAGCGGCGUAGGAGCAUCCGUAAAGCACGAACGGACACUGCCGUGAAGGCCGGAAGGAUGUCGCAGAAAAUGCAUUUCGAUGUCAACGCAGCUUCUGAGACGGGAACUGAUGAAACACUUACCGCCGGAACAGGUACCCAGAACGGAGCUUCAACUCUCGAAGCCUACAAAUCAACCACACACGCACCGAUUCCGCAUCAGAAAGACAGUACCGCGACUGCGAUGAUGAAUCUAUUUGGGCUUUGCGCGUGUGUCGGGACGUCGAUCUACGUUCUCCCGGUGACGUUUUGCCUUGACGUUCUGUUUGUGCAUUGGAUCGUUUGGGCAGUGGCGCAUUGUUUCUUGUGCAAGUUGGUGAUGUUUGCGUUUGUUCCGCAAGGCAGCGACUUGAACAGCACGGAACUGGACGGCGUGGCUCCUUGGUCGUAUAUCCUAUCGACGGUGCGUGCGGGUCUAUUUGCGCUCCUGGCACUGACCUCGCUGGGAUACCUAUUCUUUGUUGUGGUAAAAAUAAGGACUUUGCUGAAAAUGGAGAGGACAGGGGCUAUUUUGGAACCUAUUGGUGAACUAAAAUCAGUGACUAGUUGUACUCAGGAAAUAUUUCGCCUUGUUUUAGUGGUCUAGUCAUCUCAAAGAUCUUCAAACGUUUUUCCUUCGGCAUACAAUCACUUUCUGAAAAGGUCCCCGCUGCCCCGUCGGAACGCCAAGAUUUCUUCUUGAAUGCCCUCGAGUUUCGCUUUCCUCGUGACAAGCACUUGGAGACCUCACUGUGCCGGCAAAUCGUCACCCGCAACGCGACCUGGGGUAUCCAUGGCGUUCCGUGCAUGGUGGAGGACGAUAAUUUCCAAAAUCAGUUGGACACAGCUACGUUCGUGCGCCAAAACGCAGAGAAAUUGAGUGUCAUCUCAGCUCUAGAGUCGACUGCAGCCUCCGCUACAAGCUAUGCGCAGCAACUACAAGGCGCAAACCAAGCCCCCUACGAUUACUCCGAUAUUUACACGUAUUUGAAGAUGGCGACAGGCACAGUGGAUUCGGUCAUCUCUGGCGCGACAGCCUGUGUGCGUAGCAUCCUCUUUUUUUCGGAGUCAACUCUGACGGAAUUGGAGGACGAUCCAGCUUACUUGCAGCACAUUCACGGCUUCCAGAACACCUACGUAGGGUUUGAGGACGUUUCAACGUGGCUGGAUUUUGAAUUUCGGAAGCUGUAUAUGGUUGCGGGAGACACGAGCAACCUGAAUUCGACUCCAGAAAUCGAGCUGAUGAACCUGUGGAUCUGCGUUUUCUCGAGCUUUUUUUGCGGGAUGAUGCUCUCGGACCUUUACAACUACAAGUUAGGUGUUUCUGAAAUAUAUCAGAAUUUUUUUUGUCGAACCGGAAGCAGUAGAUCACAAGUAUUCCGUCUUAGGUUAGAACACACUCGAUACAAUGACUGCGCACAAUCACGUUGUAUUUGCAGUAUCCGCUAGACAUGCUACCCGAAUUGUAGUUUAGUACCUUCCAGACAUCAUGCUGCUCAUAUUCUCUAACCUGCGGCUUCCCCGCCCUUUGGGGUGAUAUCGGCUUGUGGUUUCACCACGGAUUUGCGGUGAUCUCGCUGACGCAUUUUUUUUGGUGUAAUUGCCGUGGUCCGGUCUUCUGUAUUACCGUUACCGUUGUGGGGGAGAUGGGGACCAGCGCUUUUUCUUUUGCAGCUUUGAAAUCCGACUCGAGAUUCAGGAGGGGGGUUUACUGGUACACUUAUAUCAGAAUUACAACAAUUACAAUGAACGAUAAUCGUGAUUCUGAUUCUAAGUAGCAGUUGAUGACUGAUCUCAAUCUAGUUCUAGAGAACCUUGUUACGAAGGUAUUGAUAAAUCCUAAUCUUUUCUUUGUCUCUGUUUCGACUGCAGUAUCCAUGCCUAAGACUUAGGACGCUGUGCAGCUUGAAUGAACGAUCAAAUCCAGGUUCGUAAUGUCCCUUUCGAAUAUUUUAAUGAUGCUGUCGUGGUUUGCGGUGAAGUGGUGCUGCUGGCCUGACUACUACUGGAGCUUUGCUUGGACAGUUUCCUUCACCGCACUGACGUGCGCACGACAGGCAGUCAUGCGUAGUAACAUUCAAACGUGGGCCGCAAAGUGUGGUGCUAUCGAUUCUUCAUCUGAUAGUGGCGACGACUCAGAAGAUGGUUCGAAGAGCAAAGUGGAGUGAGAAGAUUAGAUCUAUAGGGGAAGAAGUAGAAGUAGUAGUACUACUAGGAGCACUAGGUUUCCAAUUCCAUCUGAUAGUUUUCCAAGAAUGAUUAUGAUGAAAUGGACAUAGGCUCAGCCAUCACAGGAAUUUGACGAGUAGGGCUGAUAUCUUCAUGCGUAUAUGCGGAAGUCGGGUGGGCUGUUAAGCAUUCAUUGAUGCGAAAGGUAAUGGCACGCACGCUGUGGCUACAGCCCUCGAAAAUUUUCCUUGAGGUUACAAGUAGCUUUUUAACACCAGUAUGUUGCGGGAGGGAGUUUUUAGUAGCGCAGUUUGCGAACGUGCUGUAAAAGGGAAUUCGCGUUCGUUGUUUAUUUUUUUUCAAUGCGAAUGACACAAUGAAUAUUCUGGAAGGAAAACGGCAGCUUCUCUUCUAGCAGUUUGUAAUAGUAGUAGUACGCACGAACAUGGCGAGACCAAAAUAUGUACGGUCGGGUGGAAAUAUGAAGGGAGGCAGACUUUAAGACUAGUUUUUUGCACAGUGAAGCAUUGAGCAUCAGGCUGCAUAUAUCAUGGCUCAGAAAUACAUGUCCAACGAUUUUUGAACUAAUUUUCAUAGUCAUAACUGUUUGACGUUUUUCAUAUUCAGAUCAUCUAUAAAAAUGUAUGUUCAUGAUUAAGUGCAUAUCAUCGCCCAGUUGGACAUUCAGGGAAAUUCCCUGUUUUCAUCCAAGGGAACUUUUCCUCGUCUAGAUUACGAGGUUGCUCGGCUGGUUUAAACAGUCAACAUAGACUAGUAAAGGAACGAGUCGUGCGCAUGAGGGGAGGGUCUCUCCACUACGACCAAAUUGCGUACCAUCUUCUGUGCGCGUCAUGGGAGUUGUACUUGUCCACCUUCUCCUCGUUCAAGUGGAUCUCCAUGGAGGAAUGGCAAGGGACCUCCUACUAUUCGGUUCCGGUGGUUAAGCCAUGCUUCUUCACUGAUUCGGUGGAGAGGUGUGGUGUGUUGGUGUUUCGGAAUCACAUGGUACUUCUAGUUAGUUUCUGAAGAAAAUUAAAGAUCAUAUAUCAGAAGUGAAGAGGACAGCAAAUCCUUUAUUCGAAUUCUCGCGGUCACCGUCUCUUUCGUGUGUGUGUGUCCAUUUUGAUGAAAGUGAGACGAUGUUGAAAGUGAAACAAGAUACUCGGCACCAAUCAAAAUGUUGUGCUCUAUGAAUUUUGUGAGCGCAGAAAUUAAGAGGGGCCCUCCAAG
This is a messenger RNA of Amoebophrya sp. A25, 4067 nucleotides long. Lineage: Eukaryota; Dinophyceae; Syndiniales; Amoebophryaceae. The record is from the annotation of a GenBank genome assembly.